Molecule: messenger RNA, 1569 nt
Organism: Penicillium nucicola
Lineage: Eukaryota; Fungi; Ascomycota; Eurotiomycetes; Eurotiales; Aspergillaceae
Exons: 3
Coding region: 1-1569 (522 amino acids)
Molecular function (GO): protein binding
Source: RefSeq, a predicted model, not a curated record
AUGACGGCAAUCAAUACAUUGGGCGUCCCAUUAUAUGUAUCAGCCGCUGGCGCAAUUGCACCCACAGCCCUGAACAACGGCAUUUACCCUCCAUCGACGAAGGCAGCGGUUCCGGAUGACGGCCUCUACCAUCCAGGGAAAUAUGCGGGCUCACAGAAUCUACCCGUUGUUUCAAACGCAGUUGCUCCUCAUGUGGAACCUCCGGCGACAAUUAUCGCCCCAGCAACUUCAAUUUGGAGCGCUGGUAGCGUAGUUCCAGUCCCACUAGCGACCACUCAGCCAACCACUCAGCCAACCACUCAGCCAACCAUUCAGCCAACCAUUCAGCCAACCAUUCAGCCAACUACUCAGCCAUCAACGACAACAUUCGCUGUGUCACAGCAAGUGACCUUCAGUAGCGAAGGCCUGCCUUCCGUUUCUCCCUCUCCGACUGCUCGAGAAGAGCCAGAAAUGCCACGACAAUCAGCCACUCUUCCACCAAUCCCAGCCAAAACAGAACAAGCGGAUAAAUCGCACAUCUACGCUAUCAUCAGCGUGCUGGUGGUCACAUGUGUGAUCGCAAUCUUCGUUCUUACUUGGUUGCGCAAGCAGAAUAAGAGAAGGAGGGAGCUUCUGGUGCGCUUCAAUGACCAGUUCAAACCUCCGUCGGACGGUACCAAUCUGGAUGGCGAGCAACUAAGAAAGAUCUUAUCCAACAUCAAAUCCAGGGGUACCGCAUCCUUUGAUACAGUCAUCAGAUCAGCGCGCAAGGAUUCCGGUGGCGGCGUCGGCACAUGGUCUCCCAAUUGGUUGACAGAAGUCCCAGAUCAAAACGAAAAGUCUGGCGAUGAGAAUCCCGAGAUAAGACACAGACGCUUUGAUUUCGAACGAGUCAACAGACAUCUGAAAAAGCUGGUACCGCAAACCAAAGAAACCAUUUCGACUGCGUGGUACGCCACGUAUAGCGAAUUCAAGCGGCGUACCACCCGAAAGCCUCGGCCACGUCCACGCGAGUCAAGGACCAGUGAUAUAUGGCCAGCGACUAUGAACAGCAGCUCAGAAACAUUCAUAUCUCCUCUUUCCUUGUCAGACGGGCCAAACUACGUAUUCAAGUGUCCCGAACUGCCAAGUGCCGCAGUCCUGCCAAUGCAAGAACACUCCGUGGAUCCACUCUGCCUUAGAGAAGUACUUUCUGCUGGUGAUGAGAAGACAGAUGGCUUGAGCGUAUCAAACGGAAGUUCCUGCACGGCCCUCAGACCCCAGUUGUCAAGCACAAGUUUGUUCCGCAGAGAUGUGUACCACGUCGAUAUGAACUAUGAGUCUCGAAAUGGGAGCCAGCUGAGCCUUCAGGAGGGCCAACAGGUUAUCAUAACUCAGAUCCUCGAUGAUGGCUGGGCAUACUGUCAGGUAGUCGGAAGCAAGAAAGAGGGGCUUGCCCCCCGUGCAUGCAUCUCUGCUUGGCCUGUGAAACGCGUGAUUACUCCCCCGACUCCAGGAGCAAAGCCCGGAGCAAAGCCCGGCUACUCACCACCCAGGACCCCGAUGUCGCCAGUAUCAUGGACUCAACCGCGCUUUUAUGCCUACUGGUGA